This is a messenger RNA of Ornithorhynchus anatinus (platypus), 1507 nucleotides long. It is a transcript of the gene UPK3BL2, whose product is annotated as uroplakin 3B like 2. The transcript has 7 exons. The record is from RefSeq and is a predicted model, not a curated record. Lineage: Eukaryota; Metazoa; Chordata; Mammalia; Monotremata; Ornithorhynchidae. The coding region runs from base 1 to 1299 and encodes 432 amino acids.
AUGACACCACCAUCCUCCCCACCCGGGAAGCCCAUACGAGCUGUUCUGGGGGCUGUCUUAGGGGCUAUCCGGGGGUGGUUCUGGUGGCUGUCCGGGGGCAGUUCCGGGGGCUGUCCCGGGGGCUGUCUUGGGGACUGUCCGGGGGGUUGUCCUGGACGCUCUCCGGGGGGCCGUUUCGGGGGCUGUCCCGGAGGCUGUCUGGGGGGCAGUCCGGGGGCUGUUCUGGGGGCUGUCCCGGUGGCUGUCCGGGGGCCGUUCGGGGGGCCGUUCGGGGAGUUGUCCCGGGGGCGGGCCGGGAGCUAUCCGGGGGCCGUCUUGGCGGGGGCCGUCUUGGCGGGGGCCGUCCCGGGGGCGGGGCGGGGCGGGGCGGGCCGGACAGCCCGCGGGACCCACCGGGACGCCUUAACCUGGGCUCGGGCCAGGGGCCUCCCAGUCGCGCCGCCCGCUCCGGCCGAUGCCCUCGGCCUCCAGGACGGCUCCCUCCCGCCCGCGGGACCCACGAGGAGCCGGAGGAUGGCCACCCCUCGCCCCCCGCCGCCGUCCCUCAUGCUGCCGCUGCCGCCGCCGCCGCUGCUGCUGCUGCUGCUGCUGCUGGCCAGCCUGGGCCCGGUGUCCGGCCUGGAGAAGAUUGCUUACACUCCGGUCAUCACGAAACUCCCCAUGGAGGGCAAGAUCACCUUGUCCACCUUCACCUUGGACCAGCCCCUGGGCCAAUUCAACAGCAGCGCCGUCGACGACUUGGAUGACAUCUGGCUGGUGGUGGCCUACAGUAAUGCCACGGACAACUUCUCGAACCCUGUGAAGCCCGAUGAGGAGUACAACCUCUCAGAACUCUCCAAGAAACAGUAUUACAUGACGAUGAGGGCCACCAGGGACCUAUACCCCGGGGGCAAUAACUCCAGCUUCCUGCACGUGCUCCGGGUGGGCCAGGAGGCCAACUGCACCUCCAAAUCAUGCAACGGCUACCUGCCGGGGCCCGGGCCCUACAGGGUCAAGUUUCUGGUGAUGAAUGAGAGAGGGCCUGUGGCAGAGACGGACUGGUCUGACGAUAUCGCUCUGAGAGAAGCCAAGGACCCCGGCGACCCCAACCCCACGAGGCGCAGCACUUUCAUGAUCGUGAUCGUCACCAUCCUCUCCGUGCUCUUCGCUCUCCUGCUGGGUGCCCUCACCGGCGUUCUCAUCCAGGCAUGCUUCAGCAGUUCCGGGAGCACAGACAUCUCCAGCCCCAGAGACUCUGGGCGAGUGAGAAAUUACGUCACCCACCACAUGUACAGCCUCUCUGUCACCGAGAGCAACUGAGGGUCUUCUCCGGCCCCAGGCGUCCACCCGUCCCAGACUUGGACCCGUCCCCUGGCCCGCUUCCUCCAGGCCCCCUUCCGCUCCCUUCCCCAGCCACUCCGGAGGGGCUGACCAGGUGGGACCGAUGGGUUCGUUCCUUCGUUCAUUCCAUCUUAUUUAUUGAAUGCUUAAAGCGUGCAGAGCCCUGUACUAAGCACUUGGGAGAGCA